Molecule: messenger RNA, 2093 nt
Organism: Neltuma alba
Lineage: Eukaryota; Viridiplantae; Streptophyta; Magnoliopsida; Fabales; Fabaceae
Product: putative tRNA pseudouridine synthase Pus10
Exons: 15
Coding region: 51-1817 (588 amino acids)
Biological process (GO): tRNA pseudouridine synthesis
Molecular function (GO): pseudouridine synthase activity; RNA binding
Source: RefSeq, a predicted model, not a curated record
AUUAACCACGUCACGAAAGUUGAGAGUUGAGAGGGGAUUGCUUUUUCAAAAUGUUGGACGAGAGCGAAGCUGCGAGUACAGUGGAGGGACCUCGGUUGAAGCACGUUAUGCCUACCGCCGCUCAUCACCUGCUCUCGGAUGUCCCCGAGGUUGCUCCUUCCGAGUUGUACGAUACUGUCCAGAGUUUGCCUACGAACGCCGUCAAGGACUUGUUGUCCCAAGAGAUAUGUGCUCGCUGCAUCUUUCGGCUGUUUGGGGUCCAAGGGCGCAUCUAUUCAUGCUCCCUGCUUUCAUCUUCAACCAUGAGUUGUAUUAUUGGAGGAUCAACUGAUUUAGACAGAGAUACGAUGGAUAGUUGUUUUAGAAAAUGUGAAAACCUAAGUAGUUCCAAAGAACCCAAAUGUGAUGCUACGCUUUGCAGCCUUUGUUUAGGGAUCCUGCAGUUCAGAUUUUCCCGUGACACAAGGCCUCUAUUGAAAAAGAAUACUCCUGAUGCUAUGGCUGUCUUAAUUGCUGACACGGUUAGGAAAGAUGGCCAUCAGAUUGAUAGCUUUUCCCUUGAAGUUUCUGUACCACCUGUUAUCCUUGAAAAUGAGAAUGGAAUUCAGUCAUACAUGAGAACGAAAUAUGGAGCUGAGCCUUGGUUCCAAGAAAAGUUACAUUUUGGACGUGUGUCUACAAAGGACGCAUUAAAGUUUUCAAUAGUUUAUCCUCUUGAAAAUCUUCUUGGCUAUAAAUCAAGUAUGAACUCCUUCCGUAUCCGUUUGACAUAUGGCCACUCUAACUCAUCAAAAGAGGCUAGAAAGUGUUCAGAUGGUGAUAAGAGUUGCAAGAGAAUAAGAACAGCUAUUCUCCAAGACCAACAUGUGCCGGAAUUAUUUGUAGGUGUGGACAACAGAGUGGGUGUUGCCUAUGAUUCCAUGGUUUCUCACAGUGAAUGCUCAGAUUCUUUCAAAGUUGAAUCCAAUCCAGUUGGAGAAAAGCCUUACAAUAGUAUGCUAGAAAAUGAGUCCUCUGAGUCCUGCGGCAUGGUUCUAGAAAAGGUAAUUGAACCUUGCCAUUUUACAGUCUGUUGCUACAGAGCACCCAUCUAUUUUGGUGGAAGAUACCUGAAGUAUUCGCGGAAUGUGAGUCAAACACGCUGGAUCAUUGAUGAUGAAAGAAUGGGGGAAGCAUCUGUCGAGGAAAUCAUUGGGGGAAACAUCCUUCAAAAGUGCCAUGGUGAUAGCUAUAAGUUUCAUGCUGCUGGCAGAGAAGAUAUUGACGUCCGAAUGUUGGGUCCAGGCAGGCCAUUUCUUGUUGAGGUGCAAAAUGCACGACUCGUCCCAUCUGAUCUUCUUGUAAAGAAUAUAGAGAAAUUGAUAAAUAACUUGGAAAAUAAACUGGUUAGCGUGAAAAAUCUGAAGUUGGUUGGCAGCCAUGGUUGGAAUCUUAUGCGUGAAGGAGAGGCAGAGAAACAGAAGCAAUAUGCUGCUUUAGUGUGGAUUUCUCGUCCUCUGAAUGAUGAAGAUUUGCAAUCUGUGUCUUCACUCAAGGAUUUGAAAAUAUUGCAGAGGACACCAAUAAGAGUGUUACAUCGUCGCAGUCCUUUAGAGCGUGAAAAGAUUAUUCACUGGAUGACAAUAGAAACGGUCGCUGGAAGUUCCCAGUAUUUUCUUUUGCAUUUGUGCACACAGGCUGGAACCUACAUCAAAGAAUUUGUUCAUGGAGAUCUUGGACGCACACAACCGAGUAUUGGAUCGAUUUUGGGCUGUAGAGCUGAAAUUUUACAGCUUGAUGUCACAAAUGUCAAAAUGGACUGUUUCCUUCCUUCAUAAGGCUCUGUGCCUGCCUUCUGGUUAAAGGGACGAAUCUAGCGCAGUGGUAAUUUGAACAGCAUUCAAGUAACACGUCCACAAACCGUACCCUCUGGUUUCAUCCAUCAAACCAGGGUUCCGAUUGAUAAGAUUGAAAUUGUGUUUAUUAUGCCAUUGUAGUUUAUAUUUAAUCAUUAUUAUCUUUUUGAAAAAAUUACAAGUUAUUUCCGUUUGAUAAGAUUGACUUUUGUAUUUUGAUCGGUUAUUCACAAUAGAGAAUCUAGCAGACUUUUUUUU